Messenger RNA from Thyridium curvatum, 1761 nucleotides. RefSeq lists its product as uncharacterized. Gene Ontology annotation, biological process: nucleobase transport; transmembrane transport. Lineage: Eukaryota; Fungi; Ascomycota; Sordariomycetes; Thyridiales; Thyridiaceae. The transcript is spliced from 5 exons. Gene Ontology annotation, molecular function: nucleobase transmembrane transporter activity. The record is from RefSeq and is a predicted model, not a curated record. Bases 1 to 1761 code for a protein of 586 amino acids. Gene Ontology annotation, cellular component: plasma membrane.
AUGGGCGGUGUGCUUCAACACAUCAAGCGCCUGGUGCAAUUGCAUCAAGGAGACAAUGAUGCACCUCCGGAUCGGUGGCAGAACAGGGACUUGAUUCCCCUCCCGCCUAGCCGACGUCGUUGGAGAGAUCUGGACUUUGUCGGUCUAUGGAGCACUGUUUUCCUGACCAUCUAUGGCUGGCAAGCGACUGCUUCUGUUCUGUCUUUCGGCCUCAGUGUUUGGCAAGCAGUAUUGUGCACCAUAAUUGCGCGUGUCAUCCUUUAUGCUAUUGUGCUCAGCCUUGGAUGGAUCGGUGGUGUGUGGCACAUCUCAUACACCGUCCAGGCUCGUUACACUUUCGGUAUAUGGGGAUCCAUGCUACCUAUUCUCAUUCGUGUCGGUGUAACCUGCGGUAAGUCUAGGGGUUCCUCUUGUCAUUGUCCCAAUGGACGCGAGGCUGAUUGUGGUCUGUCGGCAGUAUGGUAUGGCGUCCAGAGCUUCACUGGAGGUAUGCUGGUCAGCACCAUUCUCUCCACCAUAUUUCCUGGCUACCAAAACUUGCCCAACACUUUGCCGGCCUCGGCAUCCAUGACAACCAAGCAAUUCGUUGGCUUCAUCAUCUACAACGUCAUAGCCAUUCCUUUUCUGUACUUGCCUCCGGAUCGCCUGAGAAAACCCCUGCGCGCUGCUCUCAUCACUAGUACAAUCACUAUAUUUGGACUGUCAAUCGGCCUUAUGGCUGCAGCCGGAGGUGCCGGCUCGUACAUCAAAUCCCCAACGGCGGCCGAGCCGGGAUCAGAACUUGGCUGGGCUUUCGUCCGGGGCAUUACGACUCUCCUUGGCGGCAACGCCGUUGGUAUGACGAGCCAAACAGACUUCUCCCGCUUUGCGCGCCGGCCGGGGAAUCAGAUCUGGGGUCAAGCCUUUGGUGUGCUCUUCUUCGGCCUCGUGGUCCCCGUCUUUGGCGUCCUGGGCACCUCGGCUGCCGGCAAGCUCUACUGCGAUGUGACUGAGCUGGGGCUUUGGAACCCGCCCAAUAUUGUUCAGCUGUGGCUUGAUACUCAGUACCACAACCCCAAGCUCCGGGCGGCAUCAUUCUUCACCGCGCUUGGGCUCCUGCUGAACAUCCUGGCCCUGAACUCGGUUGAGAAUGGUGUGUCGGGAGGCAUGGACUUUGCGGGCCUGCUGCCCAAGUACAUCAAUAUCCGGCGUGGCUCACACCUAAUCGCCAUUGUCUCCAUUGCUCUCAACCCGUGGUACAUUAUCUCAAAGGCUUCCGCGUUCACAGCGGCAUUGAAUAGCUUUGGUAUUAUCCUAGCACCCAUGGUUGGUGUGUUCACUGCGGACUACUAUAUGGUGCGUAAUAGAAAGGUCAAGUUGAGUGACCUUUACACGCCGAGUCCUAAAGGCAUAUACUAUUUCUUCCACGGCUUCAAUCUGCGUUCGUACGCGGCCUGGAUCCUGGGAUUUGCACCCUCAAUCGGCGGAAUGGCGUCGGUUGACCCCAAGAACACCAUCCCUGAGGACUUGACUCGGGUCUUUUGGACCGGAUUCCUCUCAGGCUAUGCCAUCUCGUUCCUAGCACAUUGGGGACUAAGCGCUCUGUUGCCUCCGCCAGGGCUAGGAGAAGUUGACUCUUACGAUUCGUUCGGGACUUUUUCAAGCGAGGAGGCUGCGGCUUUAGGAAUUGAGUCUUAUCGGGGCCCUAGGGUCAGCACGGGUAAUGAAGAUGACGAGACUCAUCCUGAGAAGGAACCGACAGUCUCUGGAACUGCAGUGUAA